AUGAUCGUGUCGUGUCGGCACGCUCCCUCCCGGGGAAGGGGGUGGCAGCCGGCUCCGGGGAGAACUCCGCGAGCUUUGACAAGAGGCUGGGACCGCUCCACGGGCGCUCGGAACGCUCCCCUAGGCCAGCGGGGCAGGGACGCGGAGUGGCGGGCGCGCAGGACCACCCCGGGGCAGCGGACCUCCCCUCGGAGUCACGUGAACGCCGAGGCCCCGCCCGCCCCGCCUCCGCCCGCCGCCCCCGCUCGGUCCCCGCCCCUCCAGGCCAGGCCAACCUCCGCGCCCGCCGCCCGAGCCUCGGCGGCCGGGGAGGAGCUCCCGACGGCGGCGCUCAGCGGCAGCCUCGGCCGGUGCCCCGCCGCCGGCGCGCGGAGGACCUGGCCUUUGCCUCCAGCUGCGGCGCGCCGUGCCGAGGGUCUGGCCGGCCCCUCGUCCCCGGGACGCGUUAGCCACAGGGUCCCGGGCACGAAGGAAGGGGUUUGCGCUUUGCGGCCCGAGCCUCGCUCCAGGGGUGGGCAGUGGAGUUUCAGCCGCCCGGAGCCUCCGCACCGAGAGCCACGGGUACCGGGAAGCGCUGCGGGACCCUCGGCGCACGCUCGCACGCCCCCAAGCACGCGCGCGCGCGCCCUGCCGGUCCUCCCCGGGGUCUCGGCGAGGCCAAACAUCACCCCUGGCGAGCGGCUGCGGGCGCUCCGAGGAGCAGGGCGGCCCGGCGCUGCGGCCCCAGUCACGCGUGCGCUCGGGGGCGGGGGUGCUGGCUGUGCUCGCUGUGGGAAAGUGAGAGGCAGCGGCUGCUGGAGUAAUUUCUGCUCUGGCUCCAUUACCGAGGACGCUCUCACCGCCCCCGUUCCCUCCCUCCCGGUCCAGCAGCUCCCCCAAAGAAUCGGGUCGGCGGGGCCGUCGAGGCGGAGCGGCGGGCGCCUGGGCUCACGCCUCCAGACCGAUCCAGAAAGAGGCGUCGCCCAAGGGCGCACGGCAGUUCGCGGGUCUGGGUGUCGCCGAGGGUUUACAACUCCCGGCACGGCGCGGAGAGGAAAUCCCACCGCGUUCCCAGGAAGGGAGAAAGCCGUGCACAGCUUUCGGCCUGCGCUCGACGUGAGCGUCGGUCUCUCCCCCUCGGUUGCUGGCUUAGUUUUUAAACCCCCACACUCCUCCCCCCACCCCCACCCCGCCACUUCCUCCCCCUCCGUCCUUUGCACCAGCUGCAGAGUCGCAGCGAGGAACAAUUUUACCCUGCACAGCUCCAGCAGUGACUGGGCCGUCCGCGCUCCAACCGGGGACGCCGCACGCAGGGCUGGCUCCGCGCGUGGGCCUGCUCGAAACCCGGACCUCGCGCGCCGGACGCCCCAGAGGCGCGACCCCCUCUCCGCACCCACUCCACCCCGCUCCCCAGUUCCUGCCGUGGGGACGUCGCGGAGCUCCAGGGCGGGGGCUUGCCCGCCACUCUCCCCCACAGACUUGGUUUUCUAA
This is a messenger RNA of Lepus europaeus (European hare), 1470 nucleotides long. RefSeq lists its product as uncharacterized. Bases 1 to 1470 code for a protein of 489 amino acids. The record is from RefSeq and is a predicted model, not a curated record. The transcript is spliced from 2 exons. Lineage: Eukaryota; Metazoa; Chordata; Mammalia; Lagomorpha; Leporidae.